This is a messenger RNA of Molossus molossus (Pallas's mastiff bat), 4468 nucleotides long. It is a transcript of the gene PCDH17, whose product is annotated as protocadherin 17. Lineage: Eukaryota; Metazoa; Chordata; Mammalia; Chiroptera; Molossidae. The record is from RefSeq and is a predicted model, not a curated record. Bases 667 to 4233 code for a protein of 1188 amino acids. Gene Ontology annotation, biological process: homophilic cell-cell adhesion. Gene Ontology annotation, molecular function: calcium ion binding. Gene Ontology annotation, cellular component: plasma membrane. The transcript has 4 exons.
AGAUGCAGUCCGCCGCCGCCGCCGCCGCCGCCGCCGCCGCCGCCUCAGCCAAAAAUGCAAGAUUAGAUCUCUAAAUGCAGCAAAACACUGCCUGAAAACAGACCAGCCGGAGAAGCAAGCAGGCAUUUCACAGCUCUCCGGGAAAGCUUCAAAAUAUAACUGAUUCUCUCUUCAUUGCUCCCCAUCCCCAUCAAUUUUAUCACUGGAGGCGACCAGAAACAAGUAAGGAUUUCACUUUCUGAUCUGCCUGGAGACACACCUCCCCGCUCCCUCCCCCACCCAAUGUGAGGAGUAUUCCGGAGGCUACUGGCGGGAGUGGAUUUGCAGCGUCCUAGCGGGAGCGAGGAAAACCUACGCAUUCUAUGCUCAUUAUCAUCCCCUCCCCAGACUCGAUUUACAUCUUCUCGCCAGCGUAGUCGCUCAAGUUUGAGUCGUCUCAAGUUCCGGUGGCAGAGACAAAGCCCAGGGCUUGCCCCAGCCGCAGGGAGCCGCCGCCUUGCUCCAUGCUCGUGCAGCUUUGCUGCGCCGCUGCUUCUCGCUCAGUGCGGAUGCUGUAGAUCAACAGGUUCGGGAACUUGAGCGGAAUAAGGAGGGACCGCCGGGUGCCGCAGCCCGGGAGCCAAGGAAAGGAAGGACCCACAGACUUGUGGCUGGUGUCGCGCGCGCAUGCUGCGCGGAGGCUCCAGGCUGACGCGCACCCAUCAGCUCUCCCCUCCAGUCCGGCUGCUCCGGCCCCCACCCCAAGGGUCUGGGAUGUAUCUUUCCAUCUGUUGCUGUUUUCUGCUAUGGGCCCCUGCCCUGACACUCAAAAACCUCAACUACUCCGUGCCGGAGGAGCAGGGGGCCGGCACGGUGAUCGGCAACAUCGGCAAGGAUGCUCGACUGCAGCCAGGGAUUCAGCCUGCAGAGCGCGGAGGCAGCGGGCGCAGCAAGUCCGGUAGCUACCGGGUGCUGGAGAACUCCGCGCCUCACCUGCUGGACGUGGACGCUGACAGCGGGCUCCUCUACACCAAGCAGCGCAUCGACCGUGAGUCCCUAUGCCGCCACAACGCCAAAUGCCAGUUGUCCCUCGAGGUAUUCGCCAACGACAAGGAGAUCUGCAUGAUCAAGGUGGAAAUCCAGGACAUCAACGACAAUUCGCCCUCCUUCCCUUCGGACCAGAUUGAGAUGGACAUCUCAGAGAAUGCCGCCCCUGGCACCCGCUUCCCCCUUACCAGUGCACACGACCCCGACGCCGGGGAGAACGGGCUCCGAACCUAUCUUCUCACGCGUGACGACCACGGCCUCUUCUCGCUGGACGUCAAGUCCCGCGGCGAUGGCACCAAGUUCCCAGAGCUGGUGAUCCAGAAGGCACUGGACCGUGAGCAGCAGAACCACCACACACUCGUGCUGACCGCCUUGGAUGGUGGCGAGCCGCCUCGCUCAGCCACUGUGCAGAUCAACGUGAAGGUGAUUGACUCCAACGACAAUAGCCCAGUCUUCGAGGCGCCCUCCUACCUGGUGGAACUGCCUGAGAACGCCCCAAUGGGCACCGUGGUAAUUGAUCUGAACGCCACUGACGCCGACGAGGGUCCCAAUGGUGAAGUGCUCUACUCCUUUAGCAGCUAUGUGCCAGAUCGCGUGCGGGAGCUGUUCUCCAUCGACCCCAAGACCGGCCUGAUCCGUGUCAAAGGCAACCUGGACUAUGAGGAGAAUGGAAUGCUGGAGAUCGACGUGCAGGCCCGAGACCUGGGUCCCAACCCCAUCCCGGCCCACUGCAAGGUCACUGUCAAGCUCAUCGACCGCAACGACAACGCGCCGUCCAUUGGUUUCGUCUCUGUGCGCCAGGGGGCGCUGAGUGAGGCCGCCCCGCCAGGCACCGUCAUAGCCCUAGUGCGGGUCACUGACCGCGACUCGGGCAAGAACGGGCAGCUGCAGUGCCGGGUCCUGGGCGGGGGUGGGACGGCCGGCGGCGGCGGUCUGGGAGGGUCUGGAGGUUCUGUGCCCUUCAAGCUUGAGGAAAACUAUGACAACUUCUACACGGUAGUGACUGACCGCCCGCUGGACCGGGAGACACAGGACGAGUACAACGUGACUAUCGUGGCGCGGGACGGGGGCUCACCUCCACUCAAUUCCACCAAGUCGUUCGCUGUCAAGAUUCUGGACGAGAACGACAACCCUCCUCGUUUCACCAAGGGACUCUACGUGCUGCAGGUGCACGAGAACAACAUCCCAGGAGAGUACCUGGGCUCGGUGCUCGCCCAGGACCCCGAUCUGGGCCAAAACGGCACAGUGUCCUACUCCAUCCUGCCCUCGCACAUCGGCGACGUGUCCAUCUACACAUAUGUGUCUGUGAACCCCACCAACGGGGCCAUCUACGCCCUGCGCUCCUUUAACUAUGAGCAGACCAAGGCUUUUGAGUUCAAGGUGCUUGCUAAGGACUCUGGGGCGCCCGCACACUUGGAGAGCAACGCUACUGUGAGGGUGACAGUGCUAGACGUGAAUGACAACGCGCCGGUGAUCGUACUGCCCACGCUGCAGAACGACACCGCUGAGCUGCAAGUGCCCCGCAACGCGGGCCUGGGUUACCUGGUGAGCACCGUGCGCGCCCUUGACAGCGACUUCGGGGAAAGCGGGCGCCUCACCUACGAGAUCGUAGACGGUAACGACGACCACCUGUUUGAAAUAGAUCCGUCCAGCGGUGAGAUCCGCACGCUGCACCCAUUUUGGGAGGACGUGACUCCGGUGGUGGAGCUGGUAGUGAAGGUGACUGACCACGGCAAGCCUACCCUGUCCGCUGUGGCCAAACUCAUCAUCCGCUCGGUGAGCGGCUCCUUGCCCGAGGGGGUUCCCCGGGUGAAUGGCGAGCAGCACCACUGGGACAUGUCUCUGCCGCUCAUCGUGACUCUGAGCACUAUUUCUAUCAUCCUUCUAGCUGCCAUGAUCACCAUCGCCGUCAAGUGCAAGCGAGAGAACAAGGAGAUCCGCACUUACAACUGCCGCAUCGCAGAGUACAGCCACCCGCAGUUGGGCGGGGGCAAGGGCAAGAAGAAGAAGAUCAAUAAAAACGAUAUCAUGCUGGUGCAGAGCGAAGUGGAGGAAAGAAACGCCAUGAACGUCAUGAACGUGGUGAGCAGCCCCUCCCUGGCCACCUCCCCCAUGUACUUCGACUAUCAGACCCGCCUGCCCCUCAGCUCGCCCCGGUCGGAGGUGAUGUAUCUCAAACCAGCCUCCAACAACCUGACUGUUCCUCAGGGGCACGCGGGCUGCCACACCAGCUUCACCGGACAAGGGACUAAUGCGAGCGAGACCCCGGCCACGCGGAUGUCCAUAAUUCAGACAGACAAUUUUCCCGCAGAGCCCAAUUACAUGGGCAGCAGGCAGCAGUUUGUUCAAAGUAGCUCCACGUUUAAGGACCCAGAAAGAGCCAGCCUGAGAGACAGUGGGCACGGGGACAGUGAUCAGGCUGACAGUGACCAAGACACUAACAAAGGCUCCUGCUGUGACAUGUCUGUUAGGGAGGCACUCAAGAUGAAAACUACUUCAACUAAAAGCCAACCACUUGAACAAGAACCAGAAGAGUGUGUUAAUUGCACAGACGAAUGCCGAGUGCUUGGUCAUUCUGACAGGUGUUGGAUGCCACAGUUCCCUGCAGCCAAUCAGGCUGAAAACGCAGAUUACCGCACAAAUCUCUUUGUACCCACAGUUGAAGCUAAUGUUGAGACUGAGACUUAUGAAACUGUGAAUCCCACUGGGAAAAAGACUUUUUGUACAUUUGGAAAAGACAAGCGAGAGCACACUAUUCUCAUUGCCAAUGUUAAACCUUAUUUAAAAGCCAAACGUGCCCUGAGCCCUCUUCUCCAAGAGGUCCCCUCAGCAUCAAGCAGCCCAACCAAGGCGUGCGUGGAGCCCUGCACCUCAACGAAAGGCUCUCAGGAUGGCUGUGAAGCUAAACCAGGCGCCCUGGCCGAAGCAAGCAGCCAGUACUUGCCCACUGACAGUCAGUAUCUGUCACCCAGUAAGCAACCCAGAGACCCUCCCUUCAUGGCGUCCGAUCAGAUGGCAAGGGUCUUCGCAGAUGUGCAUUCUAGAGCCAGCCGCGAUUCCAGCGAGAUGGGGGCUGUCCUUGAGCAGCUCGACCACCCCAACAGGGAUCUGGGCAGAGAGUCGGUGGAUGCGGAGGAAGUUGUGAGAGAAAUCGACAAGCUUUUGCAGGACUGCCGGGGAAAUGACCCUGUGGCUGUGAGAAAGUGAGGGGGUGUGGGGGAGCAUUGGCAUUUUCUUGUCUCUUCUGUUGAGUUAAAAAUGAUCCCUCCUGGUGACAACCUGGUUUAUAGAGACGAAGAGAGACCAAUGCUGCUUUAAGGCUUUUCGUGAACAUCUGAAGUGCCCACAAGUAUGUUCUUUUCACUGCUAUUUCUUUUACAGAGAUAACUGGUUUUGUUUUGAACAGACUUAUAUUAGGACAGAAUUAAUGAUGCGCAAAGAG